Molecule: messenger RNA, 3638 nt
Organism: Lytechinus variegatus (green sea urchin)
Lineage: Eukaryota; Metazoa; Echinodermata; Echinoidea; Temnopleuroida; Toxopneustidae
Product: zinc finger protein 503-like
Exons: 2
Coding region: 272-1756 (494 amino acids)
Biological process (GO): negative regulation of DNA-templated transcription
Cellular component (GO): nucleus
Source: RefSeq, a predicted model, not a curated record
GGAGUGCUUGUGUGGCUCGCGCAGACAAAUCCAUUCGCACAAUGGGGCCGAGCUAGUGGGCCAGUCAGUGACGGCUCGCCGCCCGCACAUCUCUCUCUCCCCUCAUCGCUACUCAAUUCUCAGCUCUCACCCGGAGCGGACGUACGUCGUACCUACUCGCACCAUCUCUUGUCAGUGUUGUGAUCUCUUUCUUGUGAUAUUCUUGCUAUCUGUUGUGAUACAGUGCUACCCCACUUUGUGAAUAUUUCUUGGUUUAUACUCGAUUAUCACCAUGCUUGCGACACGGACGCAACCCCUAAUGCAUACGGAGUAUUUACAGCCCAUGGACCCUCUUCCGACCACGUUGGAUGCGAAGAAGAGUCCAUUGGCCUUGCUGGCUCAGACAUGUAGCAGCAUCGGAAAGCCAGACCCACCUCCAAACUCGAAUGAGAUGAAGACCGGCUUGACGGCUCCUCUCGACAUCGGUGGCAAGAAGUCCCCUGAGAAGGCAGCGACCACGGUGCCCGAGCUCGACAGGUCAUCGUUCAAGCCUUACAAGCAAAACGAGAAACGCGACGGCGAUGCCUAUGUGACGAAAAUACCAGCUUACGCCGACAAAGCAAUCUCGCGGGGAUCCCCACUCAGUGUUAUCACAAGCACGGACUCUAAACCGAUCGCCAGCGCGACCACCUUCACGUCGUCGCCGCCGUCGCCAACGAAAACAAGGACAGAGGCAUCGAGGCCGAGCUCGAAUCAGAGUACGACAGAAACUGUCUCAAGUCACACCAGUACUGGACAUAGCUUUGGCUGCACUAGCUCAGGUGCUCACAGUCCGAGUCACCGAGGUGAUUCGAAGCCCCACUCUCAGGUUUCCACUGCCCCUAUCUUACCGACACAUCUCGUGCCCCCUGCACUAGCUACAGGAUUCAAACCGUCUACAUCUCAUACCAGUACUCCACCCACUUCAGGACAUUAUGGUGGAUGCCCUUCGCAGCUUCUUGGACACUUACCCCACAUUGCAGAUCCUGCAAGCAUUUCAAAGGAUCAUGCUGGACACCUUUUAGCUGCUACCGCCGGUUCACCUUACGCCACCGCCUAUGCACGUGUGAAAACCGCUGAUGGGGGCACCACGUUGAUGCCUAUCUGCCGUGACCCGUACUGUUCACACUGUCAAUCAGCCUCACUUGCAGCUUCUGCAGCAUCAGGUGCAGCAUGCACACAAUGUAGACAUGAUGGACUAUCACUCAGCGGGGCCGUUCCGUUUGCACUUCCCGUUCCGGGUGCGUUUCCCGCCUAUUUCCCAUCAGGAAGUCCCACCGCAUCAGCCACGCCUUAUCUUUACCCACCGCCCCCAGUACCCGCCCAAACCGAGCAUGGACACGUCUGCAACUGGGUCUCGGGCAACACGAGCUGCGGGAAACGGUUCGGCAGUGGCGAGGAGUUGCUGCAACAUUUACGCACACACACGAUGCAGUCGAGCGAGUCGAUAAGCACGCCGUCUCCUUACGCCUUGGCUUCGUCACUCAACGCCCAACUAAGUGCUUACUACAUGCACUAUCCAGCUGCAGCACCCAUCCCUGGUUCCUUUGGACUUUCAAAACCAGGAGUACCACCUUCACCCCUUAGCCCAGGAUCCGCCCUAAGGUAUCACCCCUACAAGGCACCCAUCCCCACCUCGUUGGCCACCCUCCCUGGACUCCCAGCCGGUGCUUACUACUCCCCGUAUGCUUUCCACGAUCUUAAAGGAAGACUCGCCGCAGCUGGAGUACCCCACUAGCCAAAAAUCUAUCCAGAGUGGUGCAUGAACUCUUUAAUAUCACACCUGAAAAAUUAUUAUAUCGUGUGUUCACUGUGUUAAGUUUCAUAUUUCUGUAUUCAGUUUAAAACCUGUUACAAAUUUCGAAGUACUUUAAUUGCAUCUUGUUGGUUCGUAAGGACUGUACAGAGAUAUACAUUUUAUUCGAAAAGUACUAUUCUGUAAGAUGAGGAAAUUAAUUGUGAGUCGGCCUAUCUCUCAGAGAAAAUAUUAGUGAUAUGAACAAGGGAAAGUCUAGUUGAAAGUCUCCUCUAGGUGUUAAUAAAACGGUCAUUACUAAUUAAGAUGCUGUCCGUCCCUAGGUAUAACCCGAGAUGAAACGCGAGAUUUGCUCAAGCGUACUAUAGUACAAAAGAAUUAAUUUCCAUUUAAAAUCGGUUCCAAAAUACAGGUUAUAUAUUUUUCCAAAUGAUUUCCUUUUAUUAUUUCAUACUACAUUCAAUGACACGUUUUGUGGUUAUUCUAGAAACACUGCUGUGAUGGAGGGAGACAAGGGAGAUGUUGCGUUGCCCAAAUUGCGAUUCACUAUUUCACUUACAGUAGCAUUGCGUCUUGUCAGGACCGUUUAUUAGACGGUCUAACCCAUUAAUUUAGCUGAAAAAUGGAGAAAGAGCAGGCAGUCUGGAAUUAUUUAUGACAUGCAUUUCACACGGGACUGAAACAGUUGGGAUGUCCCCCCUAUGUAUGAUUGAGCAAUAUGGGGCGAGAUGCUAAACCGGCUUCCCGUCAUAAGAAACUCUUUAUUCACAAAUCAGCCCGCUUCUCUCUUUUCUCCGACGCGUGCAUGAGUUAACAGUCGCCGCGCAAACCGACCAUCGUAGCAAUUCAUCUUCUUCCCUGGCGCGGCACUGGAGAGCUGAAGCUAUAUCAUGUUUGCAGGCCGAGCGAGGAAAGGUGCCGUGUUGGCGAGCCGUGGCGAUCAUUUAUGCCCUUGUCAUUAGUCGCUUACUUCAGUUUCUCCACCCAACCUCUCUCGUUUUUCUCCAUCUCUCCCUUUUUUUUCCAUCCUCUAUCAAAGCAAGAGCUACGCUUGACUGGCGCACUGAUGACGGGGCGGGAUGAUUGAUACAGCAGAAUAAGACAUGGUUUGGGUGAAUUAUCGUGGCCGGGUUGGAAAGAGACCUCACCUCAUCAAUCUCCAAGAAAGGUCCCAAGCUCGUGUCAAGAACAUAAAUCCGACUCGGUAUCACAAUACUGAUGGGCACCGGGACGCGUCUACUCUUGUCUUUAUCAUCUCUUUAACUGCGCGCCUCCAUGUCAUGAAUCUUUUAAAACCUCCACCAUUAGGAAGCUAAUUAAUCACAAGUAUCUUCCUCCGCUCGCAACGAGCCGAGAGGAAGACGGACUCCCGACUGCUUUGUUUCUGCCAUAAACGUCAUCUUUUAUUAAUUACACCCAAGCACCCUACCCUUCUGCUUAAUAAUAGAGCAGCCUUAUUUACCCCCGAAUCCUAAAUUGCCGGGGUUUUUGUCCCAUUUGUUGACAAACCAUCGCUACUUCCGACAGCCCGUUUAUCACCCUAAAAUUAAUUCAACUGAAUUACAUGUCGCUUUUAAUGCGUCACGCUCCUUCUUUCGGGGGAAAAUUAGCCCCGGUGAGCCAUUAAGAUUGAUUAAUUACUGCAUACUAGAAAGAUUAUUGUUAUACGUGUUCUCACUUUUAUGUGUUGACUAUAUAUUGUUCUGAUUGUUUAUAUUUAUGUGUGUAUGUAUAUAUAUAUAUACAACUCUUUUUCUGUAUAGAGAGGUUAAAGAUGAACAGCCGUGACAAAGUUAAUGUGGUGUUUUAUUAAUGUAUAUACGUGUACAGUUUAAAGAGAUUAAAAAAAAGAUAUUCCAUGAUU